AUGGCACCAAAAGCAACGUCAAGCGUACUGAGUCCUGCUCAGCAGGCCCAUGCCAUUCUUGAUCCCAUCUACCACGAAUGCAAGACGUUCUGGCGAGCACAUCGGAACAUUGACCGCGAGCAACUUCACGGGCAUCGAGUGAGCGCGGCCUUUGGUUCCGUCAAGGACUUUGUGACUGGAUCCGACGAUACUGGGGAUCGGGAUUGGCAGGAAAAGGUUCUCUUCUACGCGGAGCUUCUGAAGGGCGAGAUGGUACUUUAUGAGAAAGCGCGCGAUGCCAUCGAUUUGAAGGAAAAUGGUAGCUAUCGGCGAUUCAAGAAGUAUUUCAUGCGCGCCAUGAAACGGGCAGGCGUUGCGGAACAAGUGGAAGGGAUUCGCCGCGUUAUGGCGGAGAGUCCGGACGAUUACGAGGUGGAAGAGGCAGAUUGGCCCACAGAUCUUGCUCGUGGACCGCUGCGGUGGUGGCCUCUUGUCGGUGGCAAGAUGGCCAUGACCCUGGAUAAUAUCCGAGACUACGACGAGGCCGACUCUCCGCUCGCAUCCGUGGAGCCUGAGAGUCGGGAGGCAAGCCCGUCGUCUUCCCCGCCCCCCGCUCGCAGUACGCGUUCUCGCCGUAGCGUCGGGAAGCGCGCGGUCGAGGUUCUCUUGCCGAAACCCCAGCGCGCGCAUCAACGCGGUCAAGGGGGCCGGCAGCCGGGCGCAAUCCGUGUUGAAGUUCAGCAAAGCGACAGUGAUGAAGACGAGACGAAUGAAGGGGCGGUCGAGGAUAACGGCGCAAAUGCGGGAGGCGCGAACGACAACCUCGACAUAGGCGGCGACUCAGACGUGGAGGGCGACGACGACACCGCGAGUUCUCGCGGAACGGGGUCGGACGACGAGAUUCCGCCGGAAAUACGGGAGAAAUUCCAUCGUAUGUCCGGUACUAAGACUUACAACCUUCGCAACCCGCGGCGCACGCCCUAUAAGAUCGCGGUGGGCACGAUGGACACCCUGAAGGCUAUCAUCGCUCGACACACCGACGCAAACGGCAAAGUCAAGUCGCAUGCUACACUGGCGGAACUGGUGAAAUGCUUCGGCUGGUGGGGACUUCGGGAGGGCGCUCGCUUCAUUGAGCCGUGUAACAAGUGUCGGAAGGGUGGCUGGGAAUGUCUUGAUAAGAAUCGUAACGCCUGCGUCGCCUGUUUCGGAACGCGCGGGGCCUGUGCGGGAGGGAAGGCGCCGGAGGCAGACGAUGAUCGUGAGCCGCAAGGAGUGCGGCGUUUUUGGUUGAUAACACAGGCAGUGAGGUCGGGCGUGAUACCUGAAUGGCCGAAGAGUCUGAAUGCUAUCGGGGAGGUUAUUUCAGCAGAAGACGACUCGGCGGCGGAUGAAGGGGCGAGUAAACCUCGCAACCGCAAGGGUCGCGGCAAGCCGAAAGCGGCGCCGUCCGCAGACCACAAAUCCGAAUCACCGGCUGCGCCGCGCGCCCUCCCCGCGCAAGCUGGCUCAGACGCUCCGCCUGCUGGCGGAUCCGGCGCGCCACAAGAUGCCGAAGCCCGUGAUCUCGAUCGCUCGACAGGAAUGGAUCUGGAAAUGUCCGUCGACGAACCGAACGCGUCCGCCCCUCCCUCCGCCACUGCCGAUCUUGCCGAUCCUCCUGCGACAGGCGCUGGCGCCACAGCGUCUGCGCCGCCGGAUGCUGGCACGGGGGGGAACGAUGCAUUGCGCGCCUCUGCGGCCACGCAAGGUGAUAUGCCGCCCUAUGGUGCUCACGCGCGACACCGAAACUCUGCGCCACCGAAGCUGGACGACUCUCCGCCGCCACCGCUGCCGUCGGACGGGGACUCGCGUUCGCCCAGUCCCCAAACGCCGCUCGGACGGCGCGUGGCCCCCAUGGAACCCGAAAGUCCGCCCCCUCCUCGCGCGGCGCGCGACCAUCCGCGCAUUGUGUCAUUACCGUUGCAUCGUCCGGACGCCAAUCUGAAGCCGCCGAGCGUUAGCUGGGAGGACCUGGACGAGCUUCGUCGCCAGAAUGAGCAUCGAUUGUCUGAGAUGGAACGAAAGCUUUUGGAUGAGCGCGACCUGGCCAAGCAACGCCACGACACCUUGCACAUCGGCCUGUUAGGGUUUAAUGCGGGAGUGCAAGGCCUCACGAAUGUUGCUCUCUCCUCGCUGGAGAAUUCCCGUCGAGGCGCCGAUGCGUCUGUGAAGGCCGCCACACGUCAGGAAGACUUUUUGAAUUAUCAAAAGUCUUUCAUGGACAGUAUUGCCCCUCUGCUGGAUGCUCGUACUUCCUACGCGUCGAACUCGGCUGUGCGGGGGGGAACGCCCGCAGCUGCGUCACCCGGACCGUCGAAGAUGUUGGAAGAAGAGGUGAUGUCUUAUGUGCAGACUGCCGUUAACCGGACAGAGGAGUCGGUCAGUACUCUCUUCAAGCAAAAGAUGGACGCUUUACAGGCAAGAGCAAAGGAGGAUGCGCGGGUUCUACGGGAGCAUGCCGCGGAAAUCACGCGCGGGGCGUCCGCCAUGCGCGAGACCGUGAGCGCGGAGGCUGAUAGCCGCCGAGCUGAAAUUCAAGCGUUGGAAGAACGAAUGGCAAGUCGAAUGGAGGAGAAACUCGCGCAGCUGUCACUUUCUUCGGGUUUGCUUCCCCAAGCCGCCCACAAGCAAACUUCCUCGCCUCCACUCAUCCCAUCCUCCGUGGCGGCAGGCAAUGCUACUUUGCCGACAGGCGAUAAGGCUCAUGAAGCAGUAGCGGAAGAAGAUACGCGGCCUUCUUCGGGGUCGGGCGGGGCACCCAAUGGCGGCGAUCCGUCACCGGUCGUUCAAAACUCCGACGCAUCCGCAGACAAGAUGGACGUUGAUGGGGACUCUUUGCCCAUGUCUCGCAAACGGCGGGUUUCUGUGCAUGACGUCGGCGAAGCGGCGUCGGACGGUCCGUCCAGCAAGCGACCGAGGACUUCUUCUCCUUCUGCGGGCCCUACAUCAUCUGCUCCCUGA
Messenger RNA from Peniophora sp. CBMAI 1063, 2979 nucleotides. NCBI's taxonomy places the organism in Eukaryota, Fungi, Basidiomycota, Agaricomycetes, Russulales, Peniophoraceae. The record is from the annotation of a GenBank genome assembly.